CGUUAUAAACGAGCAAGAACUGAUAGCACGUUACUAAUCAAUAAAAUUUAGUUUCAUGACAAUCAAUUCCAAAUCCUAAUUUUCCUAAUACGUCGAUCUUUCUCUGCUCCUAAUGUCUCAGACCCCCCUCCCUCGUACGAUCGCCUGACCCACGCCCUCUUCCUCUUUCCUUUUUCACCGCUGCACCUCCAAAAAAAACCAUCAAUCACGCAACCCCACCUGCCUCUCCCCAACUCCCCAAGCGACAUCCUCUCUCCCCUCCCUGCCGCCCCCAAGACGCCCUCAUCGGCGCACUCUUCAUCGGAGCGCCGUCCGCUGGAAGCCGGAGUCGGGAAGGAGAGCAGCCACCAGCGGGGGAGACCACAAGGGGAGGUGUUGGUUCUUCCUCCGAUUGAUGCAUCGCUCAUGGGGGCACUGCUGGUGGGGGCGGGGAGCGAUUUGGUGGCCGUGCUGGGGCCCGGCGGCGUGGGCGGGUGCGCUGGAACUGGUCGUGUCGAUGGCGUCGUUCCCGCCAGAGACCACGUUCGUGUGGGUGCUGGCCAGCGGCGGGUGCGCGGGCGGAUCGGUGUGCGUGCCUCUCGACGGUCUGCUCGACCCGGGCGGGUCGAUGGUUGUACGGCUUCGAUGUGCUGCGCACGGCGAAGGGCUUUCGUCGCUCGACGAGGUCAUCCAGCGGUCGGACGAGCUCGUUGGCCAGAUUGGGCAGCUGCCGCCCUCUGCUGAGAUUGUUCACACCAUGGAUGAGAUCUCCAACACUGUAAGUUACUCUUCUUUGGUUACGUUUUAUUUAAUCUGUGUAGUUUGAUGUGGGUUGGCUGAUGAUUGGCUA
Molecule: messenger RNA, 829 nt
Organism: Triticum aestivum (bread wheat)
Lineage: Eukaryota; Viridiplantae; Streptophyta; Magnoliopsida; Poales; Poaceae
Exons: 2
Coding region: 395-805 (136 amino acids)
Source: RefSeq, a predicted model, not a curated record